This is a messenger RNA of Lagopus muta (rock ptarmigan), 3487 nucleotides long. It is a transcript of the gene TRIM71, whose product is annotated as tripartite motif containing 71. Gene Ontology annotation, biological process: protein polyubiquitination; proteasome-mediated ubiquitin-dependent protein catabolic process. Bases 40 to 2673 code for a protein of 877 amino acids. The transcript is spliced from 4 exons. Gene Ontology annotation, molecular function: zinc ion binding; protein binding; ubiquitin protein ligase activity. The record is from RefSeq and is a predicted model, not a curated record. Lineage: Eukaryota; Metazoa; Chordata; Aves; Galliformes; Phasianidae.
CGGGCGGGGCCGCGCCGCCCUCUCCCCCCCCCGCCACCAAUGGCUUCGUUCCCGGAGGCCGACUUCCAGGUGUGCCCGCUGUGCAAGGAGAUGUGCGGCUCGCCCGCUCCGCUCUCCUCCAACUCGUCCACCUCGUCGUCCUCCUCGCAGACCUCGGGCUCCUCGGGGGGCGGCGGCUCGUCGUGCGGGGGCGCGGCGCGGCGGCUGCACGUCCUGCCCUGCCUGCACGCCUUCUGCCGCCAGUGCCUGGAGGCGCAGCGGCACCCCGCCGCGGGGGACGCGCUCAAGCUGCGCUGCCCCAUCUGCGACCAGAAGGUGGUGAUCUCGGAGCCCUCGGGCAUGGACGCGCUGCCCUCCUCCAACUUCCUCCUCAGCAACCUGCUGGACGUCGUGGUGGUGGCGGCCGCCGCCGACGAGCAGAAGAACGGCCGCGCCGCCGGCUCCGGGCCCGCCGCCGGCUCCGGCGCGGGGGGCGGCGGCGCCAACAACCGCCACCACGGCCGCCCGCCGCCGCACCGCGCCGCCGCCGCCGCCUCCUCGCCCGCCGCCGGCUCCGCCGCGCCCUCCUCCGCCUCCUCGUCCUCCUCCUCGGGUGGCGGCGGCCCGGCGGCGCUGCUGCUGAGGCGGCCGCACAGCCGGCAGGGCGAGCCGCGCUGCAGCUCCUGCGACGAGGGCAACGCCGCCAGCUCGCGCUGCCUGGACUGCCAGGAGCACCUGUGCGACAACUGCGUGCGGGCGCACCAGCGCGUCCGCCUCACCAAGGACCACUUCAUCGAGCGCUUCGCCGCCGGCCCCGCCGCCGCCUCCGCCGGCCCCACCGCUCCGCUCGCCCUCAGUCCGCCCUACCCCGCCUCGCCCUACAACAUCCUCUCCGUCUUCCCCGAGCGGGCCAGCUACUGCCAGCACCACGACGACGAGGUACUGCAUUUCUACUGUGAUACCUGCUCUGUCCCCAUAUGUCGUGAAUGUACCAUGGGGCGACAUGUGGGUCACAGCUUUAUCUACCUCCAAGAUGCCCUCCAGGACUCCAGGACUCUUACCAUCCAGCUCCUGGCAGAUGCUCAGCAAGGACGACAGGCUAUUCAGUUGAGUAUUGAACAGGCCCAGGCUGUGGCAGAGCAAGUUGAGAUGAAAGCGAAGGUGGUACAGUCUGAAGUCAAAGCAGUGACUACUAGACAUAAGAAGGCCUUGGAAGAGCGAGAGUGCGAGCUGCUCUGGAAGGUGGAAAAGAUUCGUCAAGUCAAGGCUAAGUCGCUCUAUUUGCAAGUUGAAAAGUUACGUCAGAACCUAAAUAAGCUGGAUAACACAAUUAGUGCUGUUCAGCAGGUCCUGGAGGAAGGUCGUACCAUAGAUAUUCUUCUGGCCCGGGACCGCAUGCUGGCUCAGGUGCAGGAGCUCAAGAAUGUGAGAGGCCUUCUGCAGACCCAGGAGGAUGACAGGAUCAUGUUCACACCCCCUGACCAGGCAUUGUAUAUGGCCAUUAAAUCAAUGGGCUUUGUUAGUAGCGGGGCUUUUGCUCCUCUGACCAAAGCCACUGGGGAAGGCCUCAAGCGUGCGCUGCAGGGCAAGGUGGCCUCUUUCACAGUUAUAGGCUACGACCACGAUGGUGAGCCUCGCCUUUCAGGAGGUGACAUGAUCUCUGCAGUGGUAAUGGGCCCAGAUGGAAAUCUGUUUGGGGCAGAUGUCAGUGAUCAGCAGAACGGAACCUACCUGGUCAGCUACCGUCCGCAACUAGAGGGAGAGCAUCUGGUGUCCGUGAUGAUGUGCAACCAACACAUUGAGAACAGCCCCUUCAAAGUUGUGGUGAAAUCUGGGCGCAGCUACAUUGGCAUCGGGCUACCCGGGCUCUCGUUUGGCAGCGAAGGAGACAGCGAUGGGAAGCUCUGCCGCCCCUGGGGGGUUAGUGUAGAUAAAGAAGGCUACAUCAUCGUGGCUGACCGCAGCAAUAACCGUAUCCAGGUGUUCAAGCCAUGUGGGACUUUCCAUCACAAGUUUGGCACUCUGGGUUCCCGGCCCGGCCAGUUCGAUCGUCCCGCCGGAGUGGCCUGUGACGUCUCACGCCGGAUCGUCGUGGCUGACAAGGACAAUCAUCGCAUCCAGAUUUUCACGUUUGAAGGGCAGUUCAUUCUGAAGUUUGGGGAGAAAGGAACAAAGAAUGGGCAAUUCAAUUACCCGUGGGACGUGGCCGUCAACGCAGAGGGCAAAAUCCUGGUCUCCGACACGAGGAACCAUCGCGUUCAGUUGUUCGGGCCCGAUGGUGUGUUUCUGAAUAAGUAUGGCUUUGAAGGGGCACUCUGGAAGCACUUUGAUUCCCCCAGAGGUGUGACUUUCAAUCACGAGGGCCACUUGGUAGUGACAGACUUCAACAACCAUCGCCUUCUGGUCAUCCACGCAGAUUGCCAGUCAGCGCGCUUCCUGGGCUCGGAGGGGAGUGGGAACGGGCAGUUCCUGCGUCCGCAGGGAGUGGCGGUGGAUCAAGAGGGGCGCAUCAUCGUGGCCGACUCCAGGAACCACCGGGUGCAGAUAUUUGAGUCCAAUGGUAGCUUUUUAUGCAAGUUUGGCACUCAGGGAAGCGGCUUUGGUCAGAUGGACCGUCCUUCAGGUAUAGCUGUCACCCCUGAUGGCAUGAUUGUUGUGGUCGACUUUGGAAACAAUCGAAUUCUCGUCUUCUGAUCUGCGUUUGAAUUUGGAAGAAACUGUCUCAGGGAAAUUCUUCUAGGAGAAAAUGAAAAAAAAUACAACGUUGAUUCAAACCUACCUCAUCUUUAAUUUUUUUACAGAUGAAUGUACUUAUCUUUUCUGCAGGGAGUGAGCCUGUAAAGUUAAAUUCUAUCUACCUCAUUGUCCUCCCUUCCCUCCCCGGUUUCUCUCCCCCCUCCCCAUCCCAACACACUCGCAGUUCAGAACAUUUUACCUCUCCCCUGAUGGGGCUUCAUGCACAAACAUGUGUUGCUGUGCACAUUAGGUGGUUUGUGUGGUGAAUUCUGUAGGCUAAGCCAAAAAGGCUCUAUAUCACUUUUUUUAAUGGAGAAAAUGAUAGUAGAUAUUUGUAGAGAACUUGUGUUCCUGACCAUACUGCAUUUCUGUGGGUGGGGACAUGGGAGGGGGGAUAUAUUUUUUUUUUGUUUUGAAUUGCUGCUGCAGCAGAGAACUUUUUCCUGUUCUCCUUUUUAUACCUCAGUGUGUUUGAUUUACUGGUGAGCACAGCGUUUUGUUCCCAGAAGACUUUUGAACGUUUUGUGGAAGUGAGUGGGAUUCACUCGCCAGGAAGAGUGAGUUUGCAUCUUUUUGGCAUUUCUGUGUAUUUUUUUCUGAAACACAGUAAUCCAACAGCACAAAGAGAAGCUGAUGAAAAUGCACAAUUAUUUUUGAGUUGAAACCAAAUUGUUCAUUUUAGUGGCUUAAUACAGUUGUCGUAAAGUUUAAACAAAAAAGCAAUGCUUUCUUUAGUGCAAGGUCUUGAGGUUUGUCUUUUUUUUUUUUUUUU